CCCCAACCUUUCUGCCUUCGUGGUUAUCUCAGCCGCGUCAAGGUUUCUUCUCUCCCUCUUUGCCGAUUGAUCUCGCGGAAGUCGAGUAUCAACUGGUGCUUUCAUUGCCGUUCUCAUGGCUUCAUCCGAUAACAAUUAUGUUUUGACGUUGGAGGAUGUCAUGUCGGCCAUUAACGACAUACGGAAGGAGCUUCAUGCUACAAAAGUUCGUGUCACUGAACUGUCCGCUACUCGUACUGAGGACCAGCGACAUCCUGGCCGACCGCCGCACCAGGGUUGGCGGCCUCCUCCAUCGCGCAUGACUACGGGGACUACAGAUCCUAUACCUCGGAUGCGAGUCGAUGCGCCGCGAUUCAACGGAGAGGAUCCCACCGGUUGGAUCUUCCGUAUCCAGAAAUACUUUGAUUAUUUUAUGACACCGGAGUAUGAACGUUUAUCUCUCGCGGCCAUGCUUAUUGACCAUCCGGCCUCGGAAUGGUUCCACUAUUACCAAGCCAACAAUUGUGGUGCAACGUGGGAUGACUUUUUACCGGCUGUUCAUCAACGUUUUGAUCCAAGCUAUUAUGAGAAUUAUGUGGGUUUGCUUUCUAAACUCACCCAAACCGGAUCAGUGAUGGAAUAUCAGUCGUCGUUUGAAGCACUUCUUAAUAAGGUAACCGGAGUACCCGAAGCAACCCUAGUUGCGAUGUAUGUUGCGGGGCUGAAACAGCCGAUACAACGGGAGGUGAAUCUACGGGGUCCAACAACCUUGCCCGCCACCUUUGCCUUGGCCAGGGAGGUUUCGGCGUGUCAUCAGGAAUCCGUGGCAUCUCUUCCUCGUCGUACAUGGUCCACACGUUUCUCCCCUGGUCAGUCCUCAUCACCAGCAUCGGCCGGCCUGCUACCCACCCCGACCACAGCCGCACGCCCCUCCCCGUUUCCAGCCCGAUCAUCGGAUAAGGCAACCAACCCCCCACUGCCGGUUGUUCGUUUAUUAGCGGUAGAAAAGGCUGAGCGGACGAGAAGUGGAUUCCGGGGCACAAUUGUAAACACCGUUUUCUCGUCCUCAUGGGUCCCGAAGACGAUGAGGAAGAACCUGUACCGGCUGACACUACCCCAUUGGAGGGAGAGGCUGCUCUUAUUACCGCCGAUAUUUCAAGUAUCCAUUCUCUCUCCGGCAGCCCUAGUCCCCGGGCUCUCAAAUUGGCGGGGUCUGUCAACCAUACUCCAGUGCAAGUGCUCCUCGACAGUGGUAGUACUCACGCCUCUCCUCUUACAAGGCCACUUAUUUCCCGUCGAUCUUUAUCUCUUGGAAGUGCAUGGAUCGGACGUCGUCUUGGGUAUUCAGUGGCUCCAAACCCUCGGUUGUGUUUCCCAUGAUUACGGCCGGAUGACGAUGGAAUUCCUUUGGCAGGGGCAGACUGUCACGCUUCGUGGGGAUCUCCCAGGGCCUAAACCCAUCUCUUAUGGACAUUUGUGUUCCUUGGCAUCCACGGCAGAGAAGGUGGAAUUUUAUGAGAUCAUAGCCGCUCCUUCUUCGCCACCUCCAGACCCUGCCACAGCUACUCUUCUGCCCAAGGAUCUGCCGCCCAUUAUCCAGGAGGAGAAUGAUACACUACCCGAUCUAAAGGACCGGCAUGCGGCUGUUGUGAAUGGUACGGCUCCUCCCGAUAUUAGUUCGAAUUCCGGCAUCCUUUACUAUAAGCGGCGUCUGUAUAUCAGCCCCUCUUCACCCUUGAGAAAUCAGAUUCUGCAUGAAUUUCAUGGUACUCCAGUGGCGGGUCAUCAGGGGGUUGAUCGAACCUUCCGCCGUAUCGCCGAUGUCUUUUACUGGCCGGGUCUCCGACGCGAGGUGCGCGCCUUUGUGGCAUCGUGUCCUGCAUGUCAGGCCACUAAGUAUUCCACCCGCAAGCCCGCGGGACUACUGCAGCCCCUACCCAUUCCGGAGCAGGUAUGGGACUCCGCUUCCAUGGAUUUCGUAACGGGUCUUCCACCGUCUCGCGGCUUCUCGGCUAUCAUGGUUGUGGUUGACAGGCUGUCCAAAUACACUCAUUUCGGGCCAUUGGCCGCAGGCUUCGAUGCCCCUAAAGCCACGCAGUUGUUUGUUGACAUAGUGGUGAAACAUCACGGCUUUCCGGGGGAUAUCAUUUCCGAUCGCGACCCCAUAUUUUUGAGUCUUUUUUGGAGGGAGUUACUGCGCUUGAGUGGGUCUUCGUUGAAGUAUAGUACAGCAUAUCAUCCUCAGACGGAUGGGCAGACCGAGGUCGUCAAUCGGACCUUGGAACAAUAUCUCCGUGCCUUUACAAAUGAACGCCCGGCACGAUGGGCCGCUUUGCUUCCUUGGGCAGAAUUGGCACUUAACUGUAGUCAUCAUGAAGGGAUUGGCAUGUCCCCGUUUCAAGCGUUAUAUGGUCGCACCCCCCCGACGAUAUUUGCGACUAUGCCGGUCAAUUCCCGAGUAGCCAGCGUGGAGGACAUGCUUAAGGAACGGGCAGCACUGCUUGAAGAUUUAAAACUCCAUUUGUCUAAAAUGCAGCAACGCAUGCGGUCCAGGGCGAACCAGCAUCGGCGGGAGGUGUCCUAUAGCGUGGGUGAUUUGGUUCUGUUGAAGCUUCAACCAUAUCGGCAACACUCCGUCGCUCGGCCGCUCUCCACCAAGCUUUCUCGACGAUUUUAUGGGCCCUUCAAAGUGAUAGAACAGCGAGAUCAACCCAUCCCCACCUCUGCUCUGCCGGCUGCUUUCUUUAAAAGGCGACCAGUUUCGGUCCCUACGGCUGUGUUGGAUAGGCGCUCCGUGCUGGUGGAUGGGGUUGCUCAGGAGCAGUGGCUAGUUCGUUGGUCCGAUGGCACCGAUACUGAUGCUACGUGGGAACCGGCAUCAGCUCUCCAACAACACUAUCCCGAUCUUCGCCUUGAGGACAAGGCGAUUUCUGUGGGCGGGGGAGUUGAUACCGUACAUGAGGAGGAUAGGGAACCAAGUGGUGACCCAGCAACCGUACGACCAAGGAGGAACGUCGGGCCACCCCGACGAUACCGAGAUUAUGUUUAAUAUUUUAUUAAUAUUUUGUAACGUAGAUUUUUCUAGGUGAGCGGGUUAUAAGCUCCUUCGAGGGUUUCUUUUCGGUUCUUUACCUCGAUGCU
Messenger RNA from Cuscuta campestris, 3120 nucleotides. NCBI's taxonomy places the organism in Eukaryota, Viridiplantae, Streptophyta, Magnoliopsida, Solanales, Convolvulaceae. The record is from the annotation of a GenBank genome assembly.